Messenger RNA from Oncorhynchus keta (chum salmon), 3438 nucleotides. Its product is annotated as mucin-5AC-like. The transcript has 2 exons. The record is from RefSeq and is a predicted model, not a curated record. NCBI's taxonomy places the organism in Eukaryota, Metazoa, Chordata, Actinopteri, Salmoniformes, Salmonidae. The coding region runs from base 460 to 3438 and encodes 992 amino acids.
GUGAUGUGAGCAGGGACGCAGGAAGGAGGAGAGGGACCAACACAAGAGAAGCAUAGAGGGAAUAAACUGAGGACGGAGCUGGACUACAUACCUAGUCUGAGGGAGCCAGAUUAGCAGUGACUCAGAGCUUUUGGAAUAUUAACCACCAGAGAAUAUGGCUUUGCACCACUGUUUGCCUGCAUAGUGCAUAUUCAUGUGAGUUUAUGUGUGCCACCGAGGGACUGAAGGGAGAAGGAAUUCAACCUUAUUAUAAGAGAGUCUCUCAGUGCCCCCCUCCUCAAAGACUUGAAGCAGAGGAGCACAGAGGGGGACAAGGUGGUAAGGGGGCUAGGGGGACCCCCACUGCACCAAGAACACCUAGGACAAAGUGAGUGGAACCAAACGCUAACAAUGAUGUAAUGGUGAAGGUGGACACCAGCUCUCCAGGGUUUUCAGGCCUCUGAGCCAGUUGACCAGGUGAUGGGGAGACGGGCGGCUGACCUGACCACCGCCGUGCCAGUACUAGGAGUUCCCGCCCUGGUGGGGGUACGUGAUUGGAGGACAGUAGGAGGGGAAAGGGCCGGGGAAGUGCUGCCCCUGACAUGGGGUCCCCAGUGCAGCAUCGGAGUGCAGACUUCGCCUGGUGUAAGAGCCCCUCCCAUUCUGCAGGGCACGCAACUAAUUGGCACAUUCCCUGUCCAAUCAGACAGCAGGAUUACUCCCAAAUCCAAUGGCUACAUCCCAAAGGAGCCAAAGGAAGAGGAAGGAAUCAGACAGACUAAGAGUGUCAGAGAAAGAGUGGUUAUUACAAAACAGAGGAGUUUAGAAUCCAAGAUCAAACAGGGUGUCACUUUUGAAGGGAUUUCCAGUAAACUCACAAAGAAUGUGUUCUUCAACCAACGGAAAAGUGGGACUUAUUGCUAUGCCCGGGCAAUCAAGACUAACCCACACUUAUCAGGGGGCAUGGGGAAUAGCAAGCUCAAAGGGAGGCGGGACAUGCGCUACACCAAUGGCAGUGUAGUUGACUCUGAGGCUAUAGGAGGGAUUUGUAUUGACGGCAGUGAUGAGGCAGAGCCCGUCUCAACCAUGUCCUCUAGAGAAGGGGACCAAUCAAAACCUAAAGAGCAUUCUGUGGCAUAUUCAUAUUGUGGGAAUACAAAACGACCACGAGCUCCCCCACCUCUCUGGAUGCCCCAGCGGAUCUGCAGCCACUGUGGAGGGAGACAGACUGUGGUCCCAGGAGCUGGAGCUGCCAGUCUGGGAGAUAAGAGCCCUUCCUCUGCAUGCCCUGAAGGAAUAGCAGCCAUGAAAGCACCUCCUUCACUCACAGACAGAAACAACCUUCCCCUUUCACAUACUGAGAAAGAGAGAGACUCUGCGUUCUCUCCUCUGAGGCUUGCAGACAGGGAUCGGAUACAAAGCCAGUGGACACACACAGACUCUCUACCCCCCCACCCCCACUGUAAUCCCCCUAUUCAGAACAACAAAGACAGGAAACCCAAUCUGCCUGAAAGCCCAGCGCCUGCAUGUAAGAACAGAGAUCUGAAACAGACUAAUGGUUAUGCCUCCCAUCCCACAUACCCCCUUCAUACAUCUAUCCGAGACCCAGUAGAAACCGCAGACACACCUUCACAAAAACACUCAGACAAGGCAGCCAGCCUCACAAGCAUCUUACACACAACGACGGCGACAGUCACCAAGGCGACUAUUGAACCCAGGCGUACAGAUGCCAACUUCCUUGAGACCCCAUCUCACUUGAGGAAGAUUCCUCGACCAACACCACUCACAUUUUCUCCCCAAAUCGCCGUGGCCACAAGGCCAAACACGCCACGCACACACCGUAAGCAUCCGAAGACACUCACACAUCCAAACACACAACCCAAACCCUCAAUCACAUCUAGUCACCCGUACCCUGUAAACCCACCACACAGAACCUCUCCUCUAAACCAUGUAAACCCAUCCUGGGUUAUUACAUCCCCUAAGCCUGAAAACACUCCACACACAACAACUCUUUCUUUCACUGCUACGACAUUACAUAGAAGCGCACCCCCUUAUCCCACUAAACCUCCUAAGUCUCCAAAGGCACUCACAGCUGCACCACCUACCCCUGUAUGCACACCGACAACAACAACACUCCCAAACACAGCUACUACGGCGACAUAUAGAAGACUCCCUAGCCAUGCUAACACGUCACACACAACUACCACGUCAGCAAACACACCAUAUACCGCCACUCUGGCUAACCCUUAUAACACAUCACACACAACUACACCCACCUACUAUUAUACCACAAUACGCACCACUACACUCCCAAAGCCUUUGUCCCAUACCCCUAACCAUUCAAACACAUCGCACACACCUACAUCCCCUUACUUAGUUUACACAUCCCCCAAAACACCCAACAGUGUUGAGAACGCGUCACAGGCAACUACAUCUACUCGGCGUCAUCCCUCAACCACAUCCCUGACUGACUCGAGACCAUUGAUCGUGACGCAGAUGCAAUACAAUAAACCAGCUGACCCAUCAGACAGAUCACAUAAUAAGAUAACACUCACAAAGACACACGCUGAACACCACUACCACGCAAACACUCAUAAGCGAUUUGUCGUUGAACCAAUAAUGCACGCAAAUGUAUAUCCAAAGCUACUGACCGUCUCCACCAGAAACACACUCUGUAGCCCUGUCAUCGCGGCACAGACAAACGAGGAAAGGGACUCUAGAAUGUCCCAUGCAUCAAAGGUCACUGACCUCCCAGAAUGCGUCGCUGAAAAGGAUGCAAACAAAGAAGGAGAAGAGCAGGGACACUUCGCCACAAACCUAAAACUUGGGUCUGAGCCUCAGAUACGCUCCCACACAGAGCACAUUCCCCCCAGCGCAUUCCCCACUCGUGCAAAUACCACAUCCACAUUCGGACUUGACGGGCAGACAUACACAGAUGACGCUCCACCUUCCGUCACACCACAGACACGAGCAGACCCUAACGUCCUCAUUGCAACCCAGACGAACACUUCUGCACGUGUCAAACCCGUCACCAAAACACCAAGCCCCACACACCGACUCAUACCACAGGCCCGUCCAUACACCAUCACUGAUCUCCUCACACACACACCCAUAGACCCCGAGUGCUACCGCCUUUUGCCUCCAUCCCGCAUGGCUCACCUAGCCUCCUACACCCUCACCCAUCCCAAUCAGACACACCAGAUGAUCCAUCCAGUAUUUCCGUUUUUAUCGUCAAGCACCACCCCGCAGCCAUCCCAAGACGAUUCCAGGCUGGCUCACUCCCACCCGGCUGACGCAGCACUGCUGCUGCCCCCUUCCCCACAGUGCAGCAGGCCAGCCCCGCUCCAACGGAGGCUGCAGUUUGUAGAGGCCAACCUGGCAGCCAACCAGGACAGGAUCACUACCCUUCUCAACAUCAUCCAAGACCUGGAGAUGAGCCAAGCUCUCAGCAAGGGGUAA